AGGAACCCGGAAGUAAAAAAAGAGUGAGACGUCUCGUUUUUUUUCCUGCUCUGUGCACACUGUGGGUCCUUUCCGCUCCGCAGGAACGCACUCUGCGCUAAUGGUUCCCAAACACUGGGCGAAGGUCUGUCAGAGUGACAGGUCGCGACAUUUCUAGGCAGGAAUGAGACUCCCCCACCGCUGAGCUCCAACAUGAGAGAGUGGUGGAUUCAUGUGGGUUUGAUCUGCAUCCCGCUGGUGGCCGUCUACCUGCACAUCCCGCCCCCUCAGCUGUCACCUGCCCUGCAGAAGUGGCACAAUGCCGGGGAGGUCUUCCACUUCCGGGGCAGGGAGAUCUUCUACAGAGAUUCCUACGGUGCUUUGGGAAGCUCUGAUGUCGUCAUUCUGCUCCACGGCUUCCCCACCUCCAGCUACGACUGGAACAAGAUCUGGGAGCCGCUCACCCAGCGCUUCCAUCGAGUCAUAGCACUGGACUUCCUGGGUUUUGGCUUCAGUGACAAGCCACGACCCCACAGGUACUCCAUCUUCGAGCAGGCCAGUGUGGUGGAGGCCCUGGUGGCUCACUUGGGUCUGAGCAACCAGCGAGUGAAUCUGGUGUCCCACGACUAUGGAGACACUGUGGCCCUGGAGCUGCUCUACAGGAGUGACCAAAACCGCACAGGCCACCUGAACUUUAACAGUCUUUGUCUCUCUAAUGGAGGACUGUUCCCAGAAACACAUUAUCCGCGGCUGCUCCAGACCCUUCUGAAGGACUCCAGUUUUCUGGCUCCACUCCUGACACGUCUUACCAACUAUAUGAUCUUCCACAAGGGGAUUGGAGACGUGUUCGGUCCGUACACACAGCCCACAGACACUGAGUUCUGGGACAUGUGGACGGGUAUACGCUACAAUGACGGCAACCUAGUCAUGGACAGUAUUCUGCAGUACAUCAACCAGAGGUUGAAACACAGAGAUCGCUGGGUGGGCGCGCUCACCUCCACCUUCAUCCCACUGCACAUGAUCUACGGACCCCUGGACCCAGUCAACCCUCAUCCCCAGUUCAUCCGUCUUUACCAGCAGCUGGUCCAGAGGUCGACAGUAACCAUUUUGGACGAACACAUCAGCCACUACCCUCAGCUGGAAGAUCCCACCGGCUUCCUCAACGCGUAUUUCAAUUUCAUCCACUCUUUCUGAAGGGGGAACAAACGUCUGUGUUCAAGAACAUGUUGGACUCUUUGCAACUCUUCAAAGUGAUAAAUGACCUUUUCCUGAUGACUGUACGCAGGAGACAAGCUGCGUCAGUUUGAGAUGUAAUCACAGGUGAUCGGCUAAUUUACCAGCAUCUUAAAUGUCAGGCGCUGGCAUUGGAAUCUAGAGCUAGAAACAUGAUUAAUUUUACUUAAUGCAACUAACAGACGGCGGAUGCGGAGUGUUGAUUAUGAACGCUCAGAGGAAGCAUGAUACUUCAGUUUGUGUGAUUAUUGAACUCAUCUUGUGGGACGCUUUUGAUUCCCUCCAUUUCCUGUUCAAAUCAGCUGCACUCUGACUGAGUUUUUGAUAUGAUUUUCUACAUUUCUCUUGAUGUCAACGAAACUACCAAGUGUCAACUUCAAAUAAAACUAGUUUUGUAAAAAAAA
Molecule: messenger RNA, 1616 nt
Organism: Acanthopagrus latus (yellowfin seabream)
Lineage: Eukaryota; Metazoa; Chordata; Actinopteri; Spariformes; Sparidae
Gene: mest
Product: mesoderm specific transcript
Exons: 12
Coding region: 193-1173 (326 amino acids)
Molecular function (GO): catalytic activity
Source: RefSeq, a predicted model, not a curated record